CCCCUCAGACCCAGCAACGCUCCACCCAUGCCCCCUGGCAGGAAGCUCAGCCAUCGCCGCAGCAACCUCCAAUUGAACGACGCUGUGGACAAAGUGGUUGACAGCAGCAACAUCUACGGCAUCUCAGCCAUAGAUGGUGUUCCCUUCACUCUACACCCCAAGUUCAAGACCCAAACGAACGGCACGACUCCAACAAACACUCUAAACAACAUUCGCAUCAAGUCUGUCCAGGACAUUGAAAAUGAGUACAACUACACUUUCACCGUGGAGGAAAACGCAGCCAAGAGAACCACACCUCUCACCACAGGAAGCACCUCUUAAGCUCAAUGACCUUUCAUCUCCGACCUCAACAACGGCGGCCCGCUCGACCCACAACACUACGGAGGUCAAAGUGAUAUGUCUGGGUCAUGAAAUGAUAAUCAAUGUCCAAGUGCCUAGAAGAUGACUGACUAGAACAGAAGAGUCAUUCCAGAGUUCCUUUGUUGUAGCCACAUUCUACAUUCCAGAGUUCCUUUGUUGUAGCCACAUUCUACAUUCCAGAGUUCCUUUGUUGUA
Oncorhynchus keta (chum salmon) is the source of this 555-nucleotide messenger RNA. It is a transcript of the gene mvb12a, whose product is annotated as multivesicular body subunit 12A. The transcript is spliced from 5 exons. Gene Ontology annotation, cellular component: cytosol; ESCRT I complex. NCBI's taxonomy places the organism in Eukaryota, Metazoa, Chordata, Actinopteri, Salmoniformes, Salmonidae. Bases 28 to 321 code for a protein of 97 amino acids. The record is from RefSeq and is a predicted model, not a curated record. Gene Ontology annotation, biological process: receptor catabolic process; endosome to lysosome transport via multivesicular body sorting pathway; regulation of epidermal growth factor receptor signaling pathway.